AUGAGGCCGAUAGAUUAUUCUCUUUAUUUGGUCACAGACUCUACUAUGAUUCCUGAAAGCUCGACAUUUUUAAAUCAGGUCGGUGAGGCCAUAAAGAAUGGUGCAACAGUAGUUCAACUUCGUGAAAAGAACCUAGCAACUUCAGAUUUCAUUGAAAGAGCCAAAGAAGUACACAAAUUAACUCAAGCAGCCAAUAUCGCUUUGUUAAUAAACGAUAGAGUUGAUGUUGCUUUAGCUAUUGGUGCUGAGGGAGUCCAUAUAGGUCAGGAUGAUAUGCCAGCAUUAUUGGCCAGAAAGUUGAUGGGUGCAGACAAAAUCAUUGGUGUGACAUGCUCGAACCCUGAGGAAGUAAAAACGGUCGUUAAAGAAGCUACGGCAAACUACGUCGGCCUUGGCACUGUUUAUGCUACGAAUACCAAGAAGGAUGUAGCAACUCCCUCUGGUGUUGGUCCGAUUGGAAUUCGUAAAAUGUUGCGAGUUUUGGAAAAGCACAAUCAGUCGGUGGUUGUUCCUAUUAAAUGUGUCGCUAUUGGAGGUAUUAAUCAGCGUAAUGCUGCCAGAGUGUGUUAUCAGAGCUCAAUUCCAAAUCAACGCUUGGAUGGUGUGGCUGUUGUUUCAUGUAUCAUGGCAAGCGAAUCAGCCGGAAAAGAUACAUCUUCUCUUUUAUCUUCAAUAAAAUCGCCCCUCCCUUGGCAAUUGCUGAUUACUGAAUACUCUUCAAGCCUGUCAAUAGAUGAAAAAAUCAAAUCUUUGAUUUCAAGAAGACCAGUUGUUCACCAUAUUACAAAUAAUGUUGUGAAAAAUUUCAGUGCUAAUGUAACACUAGCUAUUGGCGCUUCACCAGUUAUGUCAGAGUUUUUGAACGAGUUUGAGGAGUUUGCUGCUAACAUUCCAAACGUCUCUUUAUUGAUCAACACCGGGACACCAACACCAGAAAUGAUGAAAAUAUUUAAAAAAGCUUUAGCUGCGUAUAAUGCCCUUGGUCGUCACAUCGUUAUGGAUCCCGUUGCAUGCGGAGCAUCACAGGCCAGGUUGGAAGCCUGUAAGGAGCUUUUAAAUAAUGGUCAACCGACCGUCAUUAAGGGAAAUAUUGGUGAAAUUGCGUCAAUUUUGAAACUAACAAGUACUUAUACAGAAAAGAAACAGGAUGGAUUGCUCAUGCAUGGGGUGGAUUCAGUUGCAAAUAUUCCUGAAAGUACUAUAAUGGAUAUCGGAAAAGAGGUUUCGAGAGAUUUCAAGGUAGUAGUUGUCAUUACUGGACCUAUGAAUUAUAUCAUUAGCGGUGAUAGAAUAGCAAAAGUUGCUGGUGGAAGUGAGUUAAUGGGAUCUAUAACUGGUACUGGAUGUGCCUUGGGUAGCACGAUUGCUGCAUUUUUAGGUGCACGAGCAGACGGGCAGGGCCUGGGAGAAACUUUUGACAUUUUUGAAGCGAUCGUCGGUGCGGUAUACCUCUACAAUAUAUGUGGGAAAAAAGCCUCACUGCAAACUCAUUCUCCUGGUUCUUUCAUGGCAAAGUUUUUGGAUGAACUAUAUUUAACUACGCAUAACUUAGAUUAA
Messenger RNA from Priceomyces carsonii, 1557 nucleotides. It is a transcript of the gene THI6, whose product is annotated as bifunctional hydroxyethylthiazole kinase/thiamine-phosphate diphosphorylase. Gene Ontology annotation, molecular function: magnesium ion binding; ATP binding; thiamine-phosphate diphosphorylase activity. Lineage: Eukaryota; Fungi; Ascomycota; Pichiomycetes; Serinales; Debaryomycetaceae. The coding region runs from base 1 to 1557 and encodes 518 amino acids. The record is from RefSeq and is a predicted model, not a curated record. Gene Ontology annotation, cellular component: cytoplasm. Gene Ontology annotation, biological process: thiamine biosynthetic process. The transcript has a single exon.